Messenger RNA from Somion occarium, 3348 nucleotides. The record is from the annotation of a GenBank genome assembly. Lineage: Eukaryota; Fungi; Basidiomycota; Agaricomycetes; Polyporales; Cerrenaceae.
GGGUCACAGCCAUCUAGGCUAUAUUCGAUACUUCUCACCGUCUCACCAAGUCCAACAUAAAUUGUCGCAUCCGCGACCUAACGAGGUCACGGUCGCGAAUGAACCUCCUUCGAUCCCUUCGGCCACACGCACCUUUCUUUGCGCGGAGCACGUUCUUGCAGGUACCAGUGGUAUGUGAUUUCCCUGAGAAUUAGCAACAUACUCACUUGGGAUGACAGACGACGUAGGGAUUGACUGUUUCACGCAAGUUUCGUCAGCGACGCGUCCUUUCCUGUUCACGCCCUUGUCGCUGCUGCGUAGACCGCAGUUGGCCGACAUCCACUCAUUAUGUUUCGGUCGACGCAUGGCUCGUCGUUUGCUCAGGCUUUGACUUUGACACCCUCGACAUCCAUGACUAAUGGCGGUGCAAGUCAUACCGGUGUAACAGGUAUCAAGAAGGCUCGCAGCUUACAAGCAACCAUCAAAGCGCGUGUGGGCAGUUUUUUUGAAGCACGAUUUGACGAGAAGAAACGUCAGGCGGAGCGACAUCGUUCAGAACCCAUUCUUGAGUCGCAAGUAUCUGCAAUGCUAACACCAUCAACACAUCGAGCCAGUGAACCUAUUUUAUCCCACACUGAGGAGAUUAACCCAGAUUCAAACUUAUUGCAAUUAAUACAGCAGGCCGUCACCUGCCCUAUCCAUAAAGAAAUUCUCCUUGGUUUGCGCGAAGAGCCUGCGGCCGAUACUAUUUCAUUAAUGCAGAAGAUUCUCGACAGACCUGGUGAAUAUGGCCUCGAGCCUCAUCGGUAUACCCUUCGUCGUUUACUGAUCCGGUUGUCGCGGGAGUCUCACAUUCUGCCAUCCUCCCUAUUCCUCUCCGGUGUGGUCUGCAAGGAUCGAGAUGCUUUCGGGGGCGGCGCUUUUGCUGAUAUCUUCCAAGCAAAAUAUAACGGAAAGAUGGUAGCUUUGAAGAGACUUCGGGUUUUUCAAAUUUCCACAAACGAACAGAAGAAAGAGCAUGUCAGUAACUUCUUCAGAGAAGCGUUGAUGUGGAGACAACUCAAUCACCCACAUAUCCUGCCCUUUAUUGGUGUCGAUCGACUGACAUUUCCGGGUCACUUGUGUAUGGUCUCCCCGUUCCUGCAAAGCGGUAACGUCAUCCAAUGUAUCCAAUACUUCUUGCAAAUCAAGGCCGACGUUCCUCGAGAACCGUGGGUACGUGGAUUUGUUCAACGAUGGUAUACCAAUGUUGACAUGAUCCUAUUCUGUAAGCUGCUGGAGAUAGCCAAGGGGCUUGCGUACCUCCACGAAGAACAGAUAGUUCACGGUGACCUACGUGGGGCAAACAUCCUGAUUGACGAGGAUCUACAUGUCCGACUCGCUGACUUCGGGUUAGCCGUGCUCGCGGAUGCCAGUACUUCUAGUGGCAUUAGUACUCGAUCAGGAGGUGCCGCGCGCUGGUGUUCGCCUGAAGUGUUGAAAGGCGAGCCUUCUAGUCUCGAAAGCGAUAUAUAUGCAUUUGGGUGUGUAUGCGUUGAGCUGUAUACCCUGAACUACCCGUUCCCGGAGUUCAACGAUGCACAGGCAGUGGCUAAGAUCUUGAAUGGCGUUAGACCAAGAUGUCCGAGUCCUGAUACUGGCAUUCAGCCAUAUAUAUGGUUCCUGGCGAGGCGUUGCUGGAGUAUAACUUCCUGCAGACCUGAUAUAUCUGCAGUAAUUCACGCACUUGCCGAUCAUCGCAAUGCCCCUUCUUCGCCUUCACGCAGUCCUUCGUCUUCACCCAGGCGCCCGGAUCGUCACUCUCACAGGACGAUUCGAAACUCUCUCUCUAACGCUGACCUAGUGGAACUGGCUGAACUUGCCAAUCUAUCUGAAUCAGAUUCUCACUCAUUUACUGUCCUUAGCUCUCCUUCAACAGCCGCUGGCACCUCUCCUUUCUUAUCAAUCUCAGAAUACUCGCCUAUGUCUCUGGAGUUCAUCAACCACUCUUCCCCUGAUAGGCUGUCAGACUCCCCCUCCGCCGUUGCUCACAUGCAUGGAUACUCUCAUUCCCCUCCACCAUUCUCUCCGAAUUCCUUUAUCUCAGAUUUGCCCCCUGGAUUCGAGUUAUCAACUCUCUCACCAAGGAGUUCCCUCGAAACGGACGAUAUGAAUGCUUACUCUCCAGUUGUGUUGUGAAGUGCUCACUCCCUGGAAUGAUCGCGCUUCGGCGUGAUAGGCAAAGGUCAAAAGGAUGGACGUAUGGUACUUGACCAUGCUGGUCAGUUCCAAGACGGCUUCCAGAUCCCUCAGAAGGCUCGAAUCACGGCCACUCUCGGCAUUUAGUCCGUGUUAACGCCGAAACAUGGUCGUAACCUUCGUGUCCCACCCCCGCAGCAUUGUCUCGGAGACGGGUGUCAUACUGUCUGGAAGUCUCAUGCUGAAAUUACUGCCUAUUCCAUCCAAGUAUAGGUUGACAGCGUUGGGUAGACGUUUGCUGCAUGCUUACUACUCAGAACCUUCAUCUGUCUUGUUCAUGAACAAGGUUCAGAUCGCCUUGUUCCCAUCUGAAUAUACCUGUAGCAUGACGAUACAGUGAAGUGAUUACCUCCGUGCAGACAGCUGCACACAUCAAAAUUCGACACAUCUCACAAAGGUCCUGAACGCUCGGAUGGUGAAAUUGCCACUCCUAAGUAUUCUACAACCUCAUGUAUGCCGGACAAUAUCACUUCGGUAUCGUUGGAAUAUGACACUGAAGAAAGCGAACGUCCGUUGAGCAACAGAGACUUCACGAUCUCGCUGUAAGGACCUUUCCGCCCGGGACUUCCAGCGCGAACUUCUUCUGAUAUCUAUCAUAUCCGAGUUCCUCCCCCUCCUCGUCAUCAUCCAGCGGAGUGGGCCGGUAUGCUCUUCCAACCUUGGAAGGAUCCCCAAACACAGGAUCCGCGGAAUCGCCCCACAAAUCCUCGUCGUCGUCCUUGUACAUGGCAUUGAAGACAUCCGCCAUUCCAGACUGAUUGGCGACACGGCAGAUGGCAUAAUGGAGGUUACAAAAAUCGCGGUUCGGUUUCGCGAGAGUUGCAUCUCCAGUGCCGAAGAUCAGCUUCUUACCGUCCGUAGUGUCCGGAAGGAUUCUUCCUACGGAAGGCUGACCGUUACAUGUAUAACGGAGGAUGUACUCCGUGGCACUGGCUUCGAUGGACCAUUCAAGUUUAUCAAAAGAGAUGUGGAAGUUACGAUCGAGUGGAAGACCAUUAGAGACGUCGUUGACGAGCGUGUCAAAAUUUGCCGCAGUGAUACCGCCAGACCAGAAUCGCUCAUAAUACUUCAGAGCUUCCCCUCCCUGUAUACUAAAUAAGCGGUUGGAAAGGAAAGCGAUGCAGUUUGCAG